AUGAAUUCAAAACAACUUCCUCUUCUUUGUUAUUAUAAAAUUAUUCAAUACGCACCCGACUCCAUACGCUUUGUUUCUAAAAGAAUUUUUUAUUGUUUUAUUUAUCAAUCACCAAAAUGUGAUUUAGAAAUCUUAAAUUAUUCUCAACAACAACAACUCCCUCUUGAAUUAAGAAAACUUGUUGUUGAUGGUAUUUUUAUUAGUAAAAUCGCUAAGCAAUUAGAAAAAUGUCAAUGGCUUCAAUGCUUAAAAAUAGUACGAUGUGAUGCAAGCAAUGAAAUUAUACCUUCAGUUAAUAUACAUCAAGUAACUUAUUUAACAGUAGAAGGUCUAAACAUUAAAAGAAUAAAAUGUUUGAUAGAAUCAAUAAAUAAAGGUAUUCUUAUAUUAGAUAAAUUAGAUAAUGAAAUUUUAGUUAAUCCUAAAGUUAAAAUAUAUCUUUCUCAAAGAAAAACAUUAGGAAAAAGAUGUUCACUAACUGUUGACAGAAUCUAUCACAAUGAAGACUUGGUUCUUUCUUCCAACAAUUGGAAUUUAAAGAAAGCAAAUAAUAUCGAUCAACUUAUUCAUAACUACCUCCCUUUUAAUAUGCAAUUAAAAUACUCAAAAGAAUGUCUUAAAAUAAAAGAUUAUGAUUUGUUAUUUAAUUUAAUAAUAAGAGAUAGUUGGCAAUUCUUAUUUUCUCAUUCUCCAAUUGAUUUAAAACAACUUCAUAUCAUUCAAUAUAAAAUAAUAAAUGAUUCUAUACUUAAAUUAAAUAAUACAACUCAUUUAACAUUGGAUGUUCUUCAAGAAAAUUCUGAACGUUUUAUUGUGAAACACCCAAAACUUUUAAUUGAUGACACUUCAUUAGUUCACUUAUCUUUAAUUCAUCCAGAAAUACCUCCUAUCCAAACAUUCACUAAUUUAAUUUCUCUUAACCUUGAAGAUUGCGUUGGUUCUCUUCAAUGUCCUAAAAGCAUUCGUUCUAUAAAACUGUCUCACUCUUCUUUUGAUCUUGUUGUAUUCUCUAUUUAUUUAAAACACUUAGAAAUGAACAAUGUUUUUGCUUCUACAAUGAACUUUGAACAAAGACUUGGAAAUCCACAACUUGAAUCUAUUCUUUCUAUUGACACUGAUUGUUCUUCUUUAUUCCAGUUUCCUAAACGACUAAUUUGUUUGACAAAAAUGGUUAUGACAAAUUCUUCUUUUAAUUCAUAUCUUCCUCCUUCAUUAAAAUAUAUUGAAUCAGAUAAUAUUAUUAAAUUUGAUCUUGUUAAAGACUUAUCUCAACUAACAUGCAUAUUAAACAAUGGAAAUAAUGUUUUUAUUCCUCACAUUAGUUCUUUUAUUGGAAAUGGAGAAUUUACUGAGACAUUAUCAAUAAGUUCUGAAUUUAUUCAACUUCAAGGAGAAUUUGAAAAUAUUAUUCUUGAACCUUCAGUUCAAUCUGUUAAAAUAAAGAAAAGUAUCAUUGGUUCUCUUAGAUUCAAUACUACAUUAAAGACUCUCUCAAUGAACAAGGUUUUUGAUAAAGAAGACAACUAUUUUGAUUUAUCAACAACUAACUUUUAUUCGUUAACUCAAUUGUGUUCGUUACAAUUAAUUAAAAUCAAAUUUGAUGAAAGUAAAUUACCUAAAACUAACUAUUUGUAA
Messenger RNA from Entamoeba dispar SAW760, 1635 nucleotides. RefSeq lists its product as uncharacterized. NCBI's taxonomy places the organism in Eukaryota, Evosea, Mastigamoebida, Endamoebidae. The transcript has a single exon. The coding region runs from base 1 to 1635 and encodes 544 amino acids. The record is from RefSeq and is a predicted model, not a curated record.